AUGGUUCUCUGGUUAGAUAAACAUCGUCCAAUGUCAUUGGAAAAGAUGCAAAUCCACAAAGAAGUCUCUGAACAAUUAAUGAAUAUAACCAAGAGUGGAGAUUUUCCUCAUCUUUUAAUUCAUGGACCAUCAGGAGCAGGUAAAAAGACUAGAAUACAAGCACUCCUUCGUGAAAUAUAUAACAACAAGAUUGACAAAGUUAAAUUAGAAAAUAAGGAUGUUUCUGUAGGAUCGGAUGGAUCAAAGACUAUCACAGUGACUGCACUUUCUAGUGGAUAUCAUUUAGAAAUUACACCAAGUGAUAGUGGAUAUUAUGAUAAAUAUGUUGUUGCUAAUAUGAUCAAGGAAGUAGCAGAGACUGAUUCUGUUGAUUUUCUCUCUACUGGUAGUAGUGCUUCAUCACAUUUAAAAGUUAUUGUUUUACAUGAAGUUGAUAGUUUAACAAGAGAAGCUCAACAAGCCUUGAGAAGAAUUAUGGAAAAGUAUUCGAAAUCAUGUCGUUUAAUUUUAUGUGCCAAUUCAACUUCAAAGAUUAUUCCACCAAUUAGAAGUAGAUGUAUGGCUGUUAGAAUACCAGCUCCUUCUGAUGAAGAAAUUUCAACAGUUUUACAAUUUGUUGCCAAGAAGGAAAAUAUCAAACUCGUUCCAGAAAUUACACAACAAAUUUGUGAAAAAUGUGAUGGUAAUAUGAGAAGAGCUCUAUUAAUGCUAGAAAGUGCCAAAGUAGAACAAUAUCCAUUCACAAAAGAUCAACAAGUUAAAUUACCUGGUUGGGAGAAAUUUGUUGAGGAAAUUGCUAAAUCUAUUAUUGCUGAUCAAACACCACAAACUCUUUUGAAAAUUAGAGAUGAUUUCUUCCUUUUAUUAACAAAUUGUAUAGCUCCAGAUAUUAUUUUCAAGACUUUAUUAUUGAAAUUAUUGGAUUUAUUAGAUGGUGAACAAGCACAUCAAGUUAUUGAAUUGGCUGCUAAAUUUGAACAUAGAAUGAAAUGUGGUUCAAAACCUAUUUUCCAUCUUGAAGCAUUUGUUGCCUCUGUAAUGAGUCUUUGUCAAUCCAUGUUUAGUUUUUAA
Molecule: messenger RNA, 1071 nt
Organism: Naegleria gruberi
Lineage: Eukaryota; Heterolobosea; Eutetramitea; Acrasida; Naegleriidae
Exons: 1
Coding region: 1-1071 (356 amino acids)
Biological process (GO): DNA-templated DNA replication; DNA repair
Cellular component (GO): DNA replication factor C complex; nucleus
Molecular function (GO): DNA binding; DNA clamp loader activity
Source: RefSeq, a predicted model, not a curated record